AUGGGCUCCCAAUAUCCUGACGUGCCCGUUCUCCCACCUGAUGUUGCAUUCGGUCUGCUAGCUGAUUUCGGCGCAGACCAAAAUCCGAAAAAAGUGUCCUUAAUCGCUGGAGCCUAUCGGGAUGAAAAUGGACUACCAUGGAUAUUUCCCAGUGUGAAACAAGCAAAAGAGCGCAUUGCAGCUAACCCUACAUCGCAUCAUGAAUAUCUCGAUAUUGCAGGCUCUCCUGUAUUUCUGGACAUUGCUCAAUCGCUCGUUUUUGGCACUGAGCUAGCUGAGACUAAGAACAUUGCUAGCAUCCAGGCCGUGUCUGGUACUGGAGCAAACCACCUGUGCGCCUCAUUUCUCGCCAAGCACCUUAAACCCAAGCAUGUCUUUAUCCCAGAUCCUACAUGGGUAAACCAUAAGACAAUCUGGGCUGCAGCAGGCCCGGAGGUGGUCCAGGAAGAGUACCCAUAUUAUAACCAAAACGCGCGGUCAAUUAGAUUUGGCGAUAUGGUCUCGACAUUCGAGACAACCGCACAGCCGAACGACGUCGUCAUCCUCCAAGCAUGUGCCCACAACCCUACAGGGCUGGAUCUAACCCGUGACCAAUGGAAGCAGCUGGCAGACGUAGUUCUGAAAAAGAAGCUAUUCGUCCUGUUCGACAGUGCUUACCAAGGCUUUGCCACUGGAAACGUGGAAGAUGAUGCCUGGCCAGUGCGUUAUUUCACAGAGCAACUGCUAUCGAGCCAAGACCCUGAUCAGAGGAUCCCCGGACUAUGUGUUGCUCAGUCCUUCUCCAAGAAUUUUGGACUCUACGGCGAAAGGGUGGGAGCACUGCAUUUAGUUGCUUCGUCUGAUGUUUCCAUCCAGGGAGCCAAAUCUCAGUUGGCGCUUAUCGCGCGGGCAGAGUACUCCAAUCCACCUCGCUUUGGGGUUCAGAUUGUGGAGACUGUUUUGAAUGAUACAGCCCUCAAGAAACAAUGGCAGCAAGACUUGAACACUAUGAGCUCACGAAUAAUGAGAAUGCUUAAGCGAUUGCGCACGAAGCUGGAAGAGCUUGGUACCCCUGGUGAUUGGUCGCACAUUGAGGCCCAAAUCGGGAUGUUCAGCUAUACUGGGCUCAGUAAGGCGCAUGUCGAUAGGUUGAAGAAGGAAUAUCAUAUCUAUCUGAUGCCUUCAGGACGAGCUAGUCUGUGUGGGUUAAAUGAGGGCAACAUUGACUAUGUCGCGAAGUGUAUUUCUGAGGUUGUUAAGCAGGAUCAUUGA
Molecule: messenger RNA, 1251 nt
Organism: Aspergillus alliaceus
Lineage: Eukaryota; Fungi; Ascomycota; Eurotiomycetes; Eurotiales; Aspergillaceae
Product: pyridoxal phosphate-dependent transferase
Exons: 2
Coding region: 1-1251 (416 amino acids)
Biological process (GO): L-aspartate biosynthetic process
Cellular component (GO): cytosol
Molecular function (GO): L-aspartate:2-oxoglutarate transaminase activity; pyridoxal phosphate binding
Source: RefSeq, a predicted model, not a curated record